ACAAGACACAAUUCAGUACCGAUCAGCGUUUCGUCCUGUGCUCGCGUCACUUGUGGUAGGUGCUCUCCGCGUCCGUCCGGGCCAAUGUGCGGCUGUUUAAUUCUUUGCCUUGCCCGAUAACGACAAUAAAUUAUUAUUGCCGUCGUUCGUUAUUCGUGUCCCGGUGUCCGCCGUCAGUGGCGGCAACAAUAUCCCGUUUACUAAUUUUGGUUCUUCUGUUAACGUUUCAGUAUUAUUAUUUUGUUGUUUGUACGUUUUCCGACUGUCGUCAAAAACGACGAGAUGCGAUCGACGUAACGACUCGCGGCCGAUCGUGUUUAUAAUAUUCUAAUUAAUUGGCGGCACGUUGUCGGCUGGUCGACAUGUGUCAAUCGUACGGUACGGCCGAAAUUUCGCGGGAUAGGUUUUCGCAGCCCCAGUCGUCCGCGGUCGUCAUUUGACAGGGUCCGAUUACUGUUGAAUACCUACGAGGGGUAUAUACUGCAAUAGCUCCUUGGUGUGCCCACUCUCAAGUACCCACCGUUUUCAGUUCCAGUCCUCCAGGAAGUUUCUCACUCCGCCGUAGUCGUCCUACCGGAAAAUAUGGAGUCCAUUCGUAAAUGGUUUUACAAGCCUAAAGUAAGUUGUAUUGGGUACCUACCCUACAUUUUUUUCUCAUUUUUAUUUUCUUGGUACGCCCGUUAGAUUAUUUUUGAGUUUCUUACUAUUGCGACUAUAGUCGAGGUUGUAGUGUAGAUAAUUGGGUUAUCCUUCGGAUUUCUGUAGAGAUUAAAAUGCGUACGUUUUAAAUUUGAAUCUCUCUUAUCUAUAUUUCACCCUUUUGAUGUUAUCAUUUUAUGGUCGUGAAUUUAUUCUAAUAGCUGAGUACCUACAUAGUAUUAAAAUGUUUUAAUACUUUUGACGGUGCGUACCUACAUGGAUUUAUUGUAAGUAGGAUAGCCAAUAAUAAAGUUAUUGUCUAACUUAUAAUUUUUCUUGCAUUUCAACGUUUUUAGUAAAACUAAGCAUGUAUUUUGAAAGUAUUUGCCUACAAUAAACAUUGGAAAUGUAGAAGUUGAUUACCCUGGGGCCACAGGUCAGUACAAAAGCGGUUACCAUAAAAAUCUCCUAUGGCUCUGAUUACCUUGUCCUUUACACAGCUAACACUUAUAAUAUUUAUUAAUAGUUACUUUGUUACAACAAUUUAUGUUGAAUUCAGUUUUAAUAAAAAACCUAUUUCAAUAAUAGCUGUCCAAAGUUUUAACUAAUAUUAAUUUAACAAGGUUAGUCAGUAAAUGUUUCAAAUAAAUUAUAAUAAUCAAAUUACUUACCCCUCACAAAAAUUAGCCAAUUGCUUAGAUAAAUAGGUAUUUACAACAUAUUUUUCAGCGUUGGUAGUUUUCACUGAAACUAGGCAACUAAAUUAAACAACUGUAAAAUUUGUCUGAAUAUAUUAAAAUUGUAUUAUAUUAAUCUAUACAGGUUAGGUACCUAUCUAAACCAAAUUAAAAUUCAUCAAUUUCUAAAGUUCAAUGCCUAAUGGGAGACUGAACAGUUUACAAAAUAAAAGCUUUUUAAGUAUUAUUAAAAGUAGGUACUUUUUCAAUAUUAUAUUUUGAAAACAAAAUAUGUUUUGCUAUAUUUAUGCAUUUAGUUUGAAACAUGUUAUACACUUUUUAUUCUCUAUUAUAAUUAUAAAUUGGGUAUGUAAGUACCUAUCUCCCUACCAAGCUGUUGACAUAAAAAGUCAUAAUUUCAUAUUCUAUCUCAUUCAAAUAUUUUUCAACCAACAACAUUUUUAUCAGCAUAAUUACAUUUGUAAAAAUGAAAAAUACCUCUGAAACUACCUAAAAGUAAUCGACCAAUACCUAGUUGAUUAAAUAUUAUAUUAUUAUAUAGGUAGGUACAUACUGAUAUGUACAUACGUUGUCGGGUCUGAUGUCGGUUAUACAUAUACCUAUCUGGAUAAAUACACAGCAUAUUUACUCUUAUGUAAAACACUUGAAUAAUUUCUCAUAAUUAUAGUAUCUAGACCAAUAGCUAAUAAGGAUUAAUGUGAAUAUACAACUCAUGAUAUAAUUAUUUUAUUUUUAUUGUUGAAGCUAGUGCAUAUAAAUAGUAAAAAUACUUGAGAUUAUUGGUGCAAGAAAUGUCUUGCGUAACAAUAUUAUUUCUCUAACUUUAUGAACAGGCACCAGCUAAUCGAUAUUUGAAUGGGUACCGUAUAUUGGUACUUAGGUGUAUGCAGUGUAUUUUUUUUAAAAUACCGAUUGUAUUUUAUCUGUUUUCAUUCUUUGAAGGUUGUUUAUCAUAGUUACCUAGUUAAUUUGAAGUUUAAAAACCAUGAUAUCUGUGUGAUACCUAUAUGUUAUAAUAGGUACUCAUAAUUAUGAUAAUAUGUUGAGUUGUACGAAAUGUCACGAUUACCAUACAUCCGGUCUCUGUAUUUUUUUAAAUAUUUAAAAAUGUAUAGGAAUAAAUAUUUAUAACUGCCUAACUGAAUUCAGUGCUUACUACUUAAUCAAAGCAUUGUAAACACUUUGUUAAAAAUAUUUUCUUUAAAUAUUCGACUAAAUAUUUUAUGUUUUGUCAUUUGUAUAUUUGCUGUAUCAAAUGUAAUAUCCAAAAUAAUACAUAUUUAUUAAACAUUUUACUGGAAGUGAAAAUAUUUGAAUUUUUGUGGAUUUUUUUUGUUUUCAGUUACCAUAUUUUAUUUGUUCUAAAAUCAAGAAAAUCUAGUAACAGAGGCGAUUAAUUUCUUUGUAACCUGAUAUUGAGAGACUUUUGUGUCGUAUUACUUUUUCAGAGUUACUAUAACUCGGUUAUUUUAACUUCUAGUGGGUACUUAUGUUAGACAACAACAUUAUAUAACUUUCCUUAAUUAAACCAAAGUUGUUGGGUUUUCUUUAAUGUAAAACAACCAAAGAGUAUUAACUAUUAUACAGGUAAACAUUUAAACGUUCCCGGUAACCAUAUUAUUUAUUAUAAGGAUUAUUAAUCUUAGUAGAAGGUUUUUAAAACAAAUAAGUAGGUAGUGUUAACAACAAUAAAUUCCGUUUUCACUGUCACUGUCCUCGAGCUGACCCUGAUUAUUUUUAUAGUAAAUAAUAAGUGUACCCAUAAAAAAUUAAAUUUUUUUUUAUGUUUAUAAUAUCGUAGACCUACCGUAUAAAAAUAAACACGUGGGUACCUACUCGUUGUACUUUCUCGGCUCAAACUUGCGAUUUGUCUAGAAAUUAUUUAAAUUUGCGUGUUUUAUGCGAUGCCCGGUUAAACUCGACUCGAUGACAAAAGAAUAUUUCGCUGUCUAUUAGCGAUACUAAAAAUAUUGUAAUAUUACGAUUAAUCAUUCUACGUUAUCAUCGGAUACACAAGAUAGAGGAGAAAAAAAAACGCAUACCCAAGGACUCGUCGCGGUCUACCGCAUGAAUUGUUAUUACGGCUACGUUGUUAAUUUGUCGUAAUCAAUAAUUGUUUUAGACUCUUGUGGUAUCUAUCGAUCGAUAACGAUUUCUGGUUUGUGGCCAGUGCAGAGUAACGGACGUUCGGCGACGCGUAAUGUAUGCCCGCCAAUGUACGGCCCAGUGAAAUUCGGCCAAGAACGCGACGCGCAUGUGUUUUUGAACCCACACGUGGGUCUUUUAGUGGCGACACUAACAUUGCCGUCCGUCGCCGUGUACGUUUCGCUCGGCGCGAGUUAUCAAUGUUCUCGAUGGUCGUAAAUCCGUAGUGUUUGUUAUUUUCGUAUUCGAUUAAAUUUUUAACUGUCGUUUUUUUUUUUUUAAUUUUAAAUAAAGAGCUCUAAAGUUCAGUGUGCUUGUUUACGAGUCUGUCUUUUUUUUUUUCUAUUAGUAACGCGGUUUUGUGUCCGGUCCGUUUCUCUAUUUCCGUUUAAUCCAUACAUAUUUUGUUGAAAUCUUAAAAUUAAACAGCGUUAUGAUAUUUCGUGUAGGACGACUGCAGCUGCUAUAAUGCUCGUGUCCUUCCCCCUCCGAAUCUUCGAUCGAUAAUAAUAAUCGUUCGUCACAUUCGAAUCGAAAAGCAAACGAACGUGUUAUAGGUGUAAAACAUUUCUCAAUUUUUUUUUUUUACAAGGAAAUGGCCUUGCGUUUCCGUCUCUUGGCGUUGUUUUAAGGUUAAUUGGUGCCAACGACUCUAUUACAACGGACCAUAAAAAAAAAUUAAACCAAUCAAACGACAUGCAUAACACUCGUAUACAUUAUUAUUGUGCAUAGGUGUGUUAUAGUUACCGUAAACGUGUAGAUACUUUAGUAUAUAUAUAUAUCAGGUAUAUUAGCACUUAGUUUCGGUUUUACCGAGAUCGACGCGUUAGACGACCGUUAUUAUUUUCGGGCUUUUGACCGUCCGUCGUCGAAAAGAUCGCUAGGUACUUGUUUUUUAACCGUUGGGAGCCCUUUAUUUUCUUCGUAUUUUCGUAUUUGUUGACGUAUACUCCGUUUAGCGUAAAAAAAAUAAAAACAAAAACGUUGUCGUUCGAAACGAAUCGCACGCCGGUUAUCUUUCGACAAAAAAAAAAAAACGUAAAAAAAUUCACAUUCUAAUCAGGUACCCGCCCGUAUAUUAUAUGUGCGCGUACCCGUUUUCCAAUCACGUGUACUCGUUUAUUUAUAAUCAGUGGCGUUUUUACGGGGUGGGGUGGUGUGGAUUUAGAUUGUGAAUUAGUUUAAGAGCAUAUAAAACAUCAAAACACCAAAAUUAUCCGAUAAUUUAAAUUAUAUUUUAAACUUCGUGAGGGGGGCAUAUGCCCCGUCUUCCCCCCUCUAGGUGCUCGCGCUUGCGUUCACUUAUAAAGGCCAUUAACUUUUUGGGUUGACUCUGUAAAUUAAUCUUAGUUAUAAACUUCAAUAAUCGUUUUUUCUCAAAACUAUACAUAUCGAGUGUGGUUCUAGAGGUGCGUACAAGAGUAUCCACCGCUUUUAUCUGCAUUUCUUUUUCUCGUGUUCCUUAAUUUUAUCGAUUCGAGACCGGCCGUUUAUUAUUGUGCACCGUCACUACUACAGCCGUUGUCGUCUCGACCGUUUAUCGCAGGGGUUUCCAGCAGUGGUGGUCUCUGGACUUGUCUCGAGUAGUCCGUGAACAGACUCGUCCCGAGUGGUGGUCAGUCAGUCGGUCAGUUAGUUUACUGUAUUGCUGAUUUUAUUAUAUACGUAUAAAUUCUAGAGAAAUAAGCGAUGGAAGGGGGAAGGGGUGAGUGGAACCAAGUGGUUCGCGGCGGUGGGAAAUUUACAACAGUGGUCAGUGCCUAAUAUGUUAAGUUGGGAACCACUGGUUUAUGGGUACGCUAUUUGGAUUUAAUGGCUAUUGCGACCACCGCCACGACAACAAACAACAACAAUAAUAAAUAACACGUGAUAAAUAUCGUCGUCUUUACCUAUCGAUUAGAAAUUAAUCGUAUUGUUUUAUUGCGACGGGUAACCGAUAUGAUUUGCCCGGGGAAACCGUAACAAUAAUAAUAUUUCGUGCGCGGGUAAGUACCGUCUAUUCCGGACACGAAAAUCGCAUUUCGUCUAACGAUAUCAAAUGUGCACAGGCGACCGACGGCAUUGUCAACGCAACGAAUCAACCGUUGUUCCCCGGUAUACGGUAUUGCAGUAUUCGAGGGGGGAUGGGGGUGUGGGGAUAGUUUUUGAAGGUUAUUUGUUUAGCCCUCGCCAUCGAAAGUGUUCCACACCCAUCCGUAAUAAUAAUUACCGUAUAUAAAACGGGUGUUAAAAUUUUGUUUUUUUUUUUUAAUAUCGCCUAUUCAGAAUAACAUUUUUCAAUUACUUUUAAUUAAUUUUAUAAUUACUACCAAAAAAAAAAAAAAAAUCGAAAAAUAAGAACAUCGACCACUGGUGAAGGGGCGUAUUUAAUUGAUACGGAAAAUUAAGUCGAUGUCUACUAAAAUAUAGCCCUUUUAUAGUAUAUAAUUAAAUUAACACUGAUUUGUUAAAAGGGCGGUUACCUUGUGUACGAGUAAUUUUAUCGUUUUCCAUAAUAAACAUCAUUGAAAAUUGUUUUGCUGUUUUUUUUUUGCUUCAUGAAAAAAAAAUUAAAUUUGAUAAUUUUAACAAAACACCGUCGCACAGUGGCCCAGAAUGAGUUAAAAAAUAAUGGGGCAAAAAUAUUUUUUGGCGUAUUCCACUUGAUUUGGGUUUAUAAGUCUUAGAAGUAGGUAUUUAAAAAUCAAAAUCAAAAAUGAAUUACUUAUUAGUUAUUGCUUUUGUUAGUGUUUAUUUUUAAUACAAUCUAUACACAUAAAUUAAAUUAAAAUGUUUGUCUGUCUGUCUGAGCUUAUCUCUGAAACGGCUGAAUCAAUUUCUGUGGGACUAUCACGGUAAAACAGGGCAUUUUCCCGAACAUAAUAUAAAUUAUUUUUUAUCCCAAUAUUUAAUAAUAUAAAACAAAAAAUAAGACUAAUUUAUUUGAAUUAGUGAGUUAUGGUUUAUUUGAUACAUUGAAAAUUUCCCAAUAGGCAGCUAUAGGAAAACGAUUUUUUUUAAAAAAUACAACCCACCAAUGUAAUUAAAUAUUUAAGUUGAAUUUGAAACCCCAGUGUGCACUAGUCAUUUUGAAUAGAUCAAUAACAUAAGAAAAAAAAAUACAAUAACGUUUACUAUCAUUAAUAAUAAAAUUAGAAUAUUUCAAAAAAAAUGUUUAGUAAAAAAUAAAAUAUUAUUACUAUUACUUACUAAUCGAUGUUUUCAAUAAUGCUAUUUCGAAGUUUAAUGUAUAAAUAUAUAUAUUGAGAGAUAAACGAGUAAUAUACGAGUAAAAUAAUUGUACAAUUACAUUAAUUAUUAAUGAUAUCAGAAAAUCAAAAGUUAAUAAUAGGUAUAUUUAUAGCUUGUUAUCCGGUAUAUUAAUCGUUAAUUGUACGAUAACAUAUAAUGGACUAUACUUAGGUUUAUCCUACUACUAUCAAAGUGUAAUAACUUGGGUCUUAUAGCACUUGUAAUCAUGAAAAAAGCACCAAAAUACUUCAUUAUAAGAAUUUAAUAUUAAAAUAAGCAAAAAAAAAAGUAACAUCAAAAAAAAAAAUCAUAUUAUAAGUUUGUUUUUAUUUAGAAAUAAAUUGUAAAUUGAAUUAUAAAUAGUUUUUCUGUAAUACAAUGAUAUUAAAACGUUGGUAAUUUUAAUUGUACCGUCAUCAGGUAAGACUCCUUUUUUCGUAGGAAUAUGAUACAAAGGAGAAAAAUUAUUUUUAAUUAUAGCUUUACCGUGAACAAAAAUGAAAAAACAGAUAUUAACUAAAAUGUUUAGGUUUUUGUCAGUGGCACUUAUCAUAAUUAAGCAGAAAAAAGCAAAAAUAAUUUUAAAAAACUUGAUACUUAAACCUUUAUUUUUUUUUAUUUUCUAAAUAGCUGUAACUUGUUUAAUAGUUCAUAAUAUUCAAUAAACACCCAUUACAUUCCUUUCAAAAUAGUGUUUUAUAUAUAUUUCAUAAUAGGUACUUUUACUCUGAAAUCAAACAACGCCAGUUUUUCCAUUCUGCGUAAGCAUUGUUUUUGUAUGUUACCCGGUAGUUGGAGUGAGAUGUGGGUAUAACGUCCUCUUAAGCGAACGUCGUUUUUCCUGCGUCACCGUGAACGUUACAACAAUAUUUACAGAACAGAUUUUAAAUUGAAAUAUUUUUAAGAACAACGGAAUUGGCCGCGUCGUCGCGUGUUUCGACAAUAUUAUAAAUAUCGUUAAUAAUAAUUAUUAUUACGUCUAUCGAAAGUACCAUAAACCAAAAAAAAGCACUGCAUUAAUCCCGGUCGUAUUAAAUCGAAAUAAUGUGUUUGAAACACCGUAGUCGAGACUCUAAUUUGUGAUAAUUCGCGGGCACUCCACAAUCAUUGUGGCAUUGAUUACAGAUCGCGCGAGAUUAUGUCGAGUUUAAUUUUAACCAACGGAACGGGAAUAUUGAACGCGAAAUGAAAACAGUCGGGAAAAUAAAAAUAAAAUGUCGAACGUUAUUACGGCAAAAUAAACGAGCACCGCAUCCAGUUCGUCACACACUGGGGGAAACAAAUCGGAGCGACAAAGCCAUCGGAGAUUUUCGGAUUUAAAAAGAAACAAAACCUAUGCCUUCGGUGCCUUAUUGCAGAUGAAUUGACAGGGAACGUAUACGGAAACAUCAAUUUCAUUGAAUAUUUUUUUUUUUAUGUUAUUUCGAAUGAAACAAUGAUCUGUAGCCCGCCAAGUAUUUUAAUUCUAAACAAUGAAAACAAUAUUUCAUUUAUUCCGCGUUUAUUUGGCAAUACGAAUCCGUAAAAUAAUACAGAUUUCGAGUCUCUAGUUACUUUUCAUAUCGUGCUCAUGGAUCGAAAUUAAGUUCUUCUUUGGCUAUUCGUUCAAUUUUCAUUGUAUUUUUUAACAAAGAAUAUUUAGUGUGCCUAAUAUUUGUAUUGGCCAUUUCAAUUUGGUUUUUUAAAUUUUAGCGAUUUCCCACCUCCUUCCCGUGCCCUUAAUUAUAAGGGACGUUCACACAGAAGGAGCGUUGGAAAUUAUUUUGUCUCUCUCGAGGGGGAGGUGAUUUUAAAAAGAUUAUUAACGAAUAUGAAAGUGAAUUCAAUAAUUUUUUACUCGAAACGUUUUGUGAAAAUCGUCUAUCCCUUAUUAAUAUAUUAUUAUCGAUAUUAUAACGACGCCAUUUCCUAUCGUAGUGUAAUUUCGAAAGCGAUAUUAAAAUAUUAGUACACAGCGAGUGUUUGUGUGUCCCGGACUUCCGGUAUAGACGUAAAUCCGCGAUAAAAACGCAUCUUCAGACGGAAAUAUUUCGAACGCUCAGAUAUAUCGUUUUAUCUUCGCUAUAAUAUCAUGCCAAUAUCCUGUACGCGUUAUUUUCUGUUUGUACAUUAUAAUAAAAAUAUUAUAGUUAUCAAGGUUGUACAUUAUAUAGCCGUACAACGAUGUUCCGUAUAGUAUAUAAUAUUAUAUCCGUUUCUAUUGAUACACACCGGGUGAUUUGCGAAGGACGCGUUGUGUCCUACUCGAUACUGUCGAAAAAGUCCGAAACGUCUUCGUUUGGUUAGGCGCCUAUCCGUAAUUUUAAAUAGAAUAUUAAUAAUAUUCGCGUGUAAUAACUUACGUAUAUACGCGUAUACCGGCUGAUUAUUAUUUCUAGUUUUGAAAUAUUUUCUUUUUGAUUUUUUUUGACUUUUGAUUUAAAAUAAUCACCCUGUAUAAUAGACGGCCGCUGUCUGUAUGUAUACCGGCUUUGUAUACUACGGGUUAGAAAAUUCCGUCCGGCGUGAAUAUUAAAAGGGGAUGGGGAGGUGGAGGGGAGAAACCGCAUUUUUAAUCGCCGUAUAAAAUUUUUAAAGACUCGGUUUCUGGGUUGGAUCUUUUUAUAGCGUAGGACAUAGGUCAACACUCAACGUCGCCGUCGCCGCCACUUGUGUUUACAUUGUUUUAAUAAUACGUUAACGUUUUUUUAUGUUGGUUUUUAGAGGACAGGAACCCUUUUCUUCCUGUCCACCCGUCGGCCUGAAAUUUCAUAUUGUGUAUAGAGGUCUCGUGGUCUUGUUUGUCGCACUGCGGACGCGAGUAGUAAAAGUGAUCAAUUCUCGCUCCCAAAAGCUAAGAUGGGAGGAUAUUACGCCUUGUUUACGCAAAGAACUGAUUAAAAACGUCCGAGAGCGGCGUUAGUCUAAAAUUCUAAAGAUAAUAUCAACAGUGCCGUUUUAUCCUCUGUUUCAUCCUCGGUAACAAUCUCUAGAUGGCGUAUACUUACCUGUUUAUUUGUGUAGUUGUUUAAGAGAGAGACUCGUUUAAUUUUUGUUUUAGAGUAAAAGCGCCUGUUAUACUGCAGUUAAAAGAGGACAAUAUUUCGGAAGACGAAUCGAUGCGUUUCUUUUUUAAAAUUAAUUUUUUAAAAUGUUACAAUCAUUUAAAACGACGAAUUAGAUAUUAUUUCUAAACGAUGUAUUGAACGUUGUAUCCGGAAUAAAAAUUAGAAUAAUUGGAAAAACGCAUCGUCCCGUAUUCGGGAAUAUUGUCCUUUUUUAAUUUCAUAAUAGGUGAUUUUACUCCAAAACCAAAAAUUAAGCGAAUUCUACACAGUCCGCUUAUGGUAGAUUUUGCUAUAUUGGCUGUUAGUUGGACUGAGACAGCACACGCGGGACCUAAUAAUUACCGUCCUCACUACGGAACGACAUCGCGUAUAUUUACUAGUAACCGACCCUUAAAGACCGUCAUGCCACAAUCGUAUUGUUGUAUAUUUGUUCUACUUUGUUCAGAUCUGUCUCACACGACUGUGAAGGUUACACAUUUCAACCUCUUGGUUAUUUUUAUUUUCAAUAUUUUUGUUAGUGUUCUCUUAUAGGUAUAUGUAAGAAAGUUAUACGAGUAAGUUGAAAAACAAUGACAAAAAUCUAUUCGGUCUGUAACUGACUAAGAGAUAAACACGUAGGUCGGACAUUAUUAUUUUUAUCUUUGUUUUGUUGAUAAUACUGUGUUCGGGCGAUUAAUAAAUAUUAUUCAAUUCUAUGUAUAAUACGACUCGGGACUCGGAUGACUUAUGUUGUUGUUAUUUAAAUUAGAGUAUACGCCUAGUAGUAUACAUGCGAGAUAAUUGUAUUUCGAUUAAAAAAAAAAAAUGUAUAUAUAUAUAUAUAUAUAUAUACAUGUAUAUGUACAUGUAAAUACAAUGUAUAUGCGUAAUAUACUAUACGGAUUAUUAAACACAAAGUACUCGUAUAACGGAUAGUGAUAAUAUUUAAUACGUUGCACUCGAUUUAAUUAUUGAUAAUAAGUACCUAUAAUAAGAAAAUAUUUUAUUGCUGAGAUACUAUUAUAUUUGUAUAGUAUAGACAGGCUUUAGUCGUAUUUUGUGAAACAUCGUUUAAAUUAAUCGAUUCUUUUGUGCUUCGUUGUUCGAAUUAAUUAAUCCUUUAAAUUUAAAACACGUGCUUAGAUAUUAUAAUAAUUAAUAAUUGGUGCGAUUGUCUUCUAUAAAAAGGUGUUGUUUUUUAAACGAUUCAAUCUAUUUUAGUGAUUAUAUAAAUGUUUAAACACAUAGUUUGAUUAUUUUUGUUGUGUUAUACUGCUCAGAAACAUGAGACCUCUCAGAAAAAAAAAAAAUCUGAGAAUUUUUGGUCCAUGCAAAGACGAUCAAGCUGGGGAAUGAAGGAUUAGACGCAAUUUCAAGAACUCCAAGGAUAUUUGUCAACGUUCUAGUAAUGCGUAAGAAAUUUCAGUGAGACCAAUGAAAUGGGCAGGACUUGCAUGGAGUAAACCGGGAUCGAUAAUAAGAGCUGUUAUUUAAAACAGGAAAGCGACCAAUAUAAGGAGACUAAUCUUAAGGUGGGAGGAUUUUGAACCUGGAGUACAAUGAUGAAAGAGACAGCUGUGUACAGGAAUACAUGUAGAAGUAUUUGCUUCUAGGGCGGGUCUAAAAGACCAUUACUCUUUUUAAAAAAAAAAAAUGUCCUCAUGGUGUCUCAUUCUUCUCGAAGUAAUCGACAAGUGUACCUAUAUAAUAAUACUUCAAAAACGUUCGAGUUUCAGGACAAACCCUUCAACAAUCGACAUUUUACUUAUUCAUUGCGUGUAGACAUUGAUGCAUUAUAUAUUUGUGUAUUCACAAUCUGUACAUGUGAAUAUAAUAGGUAUAAUGUAUUAUAGUCAAGAUAUAGUAUACAAUGCAUAACAUUUUGAACAUUCGAAUUCGGUUAAUUGAACCUAACCGUCCAUCUAAUAUCAUCAUAAUCGGGCCAGUUGUUAUUUUAUAAUUAAUCUACACUCCGUAGAAAUUCGAACUAAUUAUAAUUUGAAUUUAUUUUCGCUUUUUAAGAUUAAUCAUAUGAACUAUAUCGUAACGGAAUCGUAAAAACAUUUCGUGUACCAACAUUUCCAUUAUAGAGUGUGUAUGUGUUUUUUUAACAUUAGAAAAUAUAACUUUUCGUUCAGUCGAAAUCAUUAUUUCCCGUAUAGUUGCAGAGCGACAUUUUCGUACGCUCUGUUUUUAUUUAACUAGGUAAUGAAUAAAAUUGACAUUAUUAAGCAUUCAUAAUUUGCGAUGUUAUACAAUGAAACGAAAAAUACACCGACCGUCUUAAUCGAAUACGCCGACAUUGCCGCCGUAGUUCGUGGGAAGACUGAGUUUCCUAUAUUUUACAAUAAAAUACGAGAGAAAGCUAUAAGUGUGUCAGUCGAGUUUUUUUUUUUUUUUGUUUAUAUACGGUUCACGAAAUGACGGUAUAUUUUAUCGUUUUGAAACUCCGAAAUUAAAUUUUUAAAACAAACAAAAAACUUGAUACUGCUCGGGAGUCAAGAGUAGGUCUUCAUUUGAGGUGGGUAUAUAGUAAUUAAGCAUAUAAUACUAAAUUCGGGAAUUAAAUGUAUAUCUGUAAUCAAAGAUAAACCAUUGCUAACGAAAAAACGAUUCUAUUCGGAGUUCAGUUGAUAUAGUGUUGAUUUGUCAACAAUAUAUAUAGGUAUGUCAUAUUAUGAUAAAAUGAUUACAAAAAUGAUUAUUUAAAAAAGAUUAUAAAAUAAUAAAUCUUAAUAAUUACAAAAAAUAAAGAAAAACCGUUGCCACUGGUUAAAAACUGGUUUUUAAUCUUUAAAUCUUUUUAACCUAUGUUUAAAACCUAUGUUAGAACCCGGUUUUCCUCAUUAUCUCGAAUAUUAAUGAGAAUUUCAGAAAAUAACCUCUUUUCAGUACCACCUAGAAAACAUUUCCUUUCAGAAAAAAGGCUAUACUUGAUAAUCGGAGUAAGCUAUUUCUGGUAGAAAAAGUGUUCACAUAAAAAAAAUAUUAUUAAACACCAUUCGACAAGAAUCUAAAGGUCCUAGGAGGGGUGAAACGUUUCGAGUCAAGUACAUCGCCGUACAAAAUUCCCGCAACUUUUAACAUAUGACGUGAACAAAUCCGAGUAUUUUUACAAACGGAAAAAAUGUUUUACGAGAAAAAACCGCAUAUUUGUACAAGACUUAAUGGGUUCUUCGUUAUACUAUUAUAAAUACCUACUCGGAAUCUAAAAAAAAAAAACCCCUUAUAUCGGUCUAUAGUCUAUUCACCGGAAUUAUUGUAUAUUUCCGAAUAAAUAAUACACAACAAUCGACAUGGUGUUUUAAUUCUUCGUGUUUUUUACAACGAUUUUUCGGUUCUUAUUACGCGAGAUAGUAUGUAAUCGCAAAUGUGACAGGAUAAACAAAAAAAAAAAAAUGCGAUUUGUUCGACAUAAGACGGACGUAAACCGCGAGGGCGUGGGCGCCUGAAACACGAUAUUAUUAGUCGACGAUUCAAGGGAUUCAUAACCAAAGUGAGACGACGGUAUCGGAAACCGUACUUCUAUUCUGUAUAUUAUAACACGUAUAUUAUUAUAUGUUGCGCCAAUAAACGUGUACACGUAUACGUGUGAAUUUUUUUGUUCGCCAUUCGGGCGUCUCUUUGUUUUACGAAUGUGCCGUGCUGCGGUGUCUAUUGUUUGAAAAAAAAAAGAACACGCACGUUCCCAUUUGCCGCCCGUACAUACUCGGCGUUCGGUUUGGGUGUUGCAGAAACAAUUCGUGAAAAUUUUGAGGACGACACGGGUAUGCUAUAACGCAGAAUACGCAAUCCGCACAAUGGGGCCGUGUUUAUUUAAUUUCCUGCCGUCUUAAUUAUUAUUACAAUAUACCUGCGCCUACCUAUUUAAUGACAAUAAUAAUACUAUGUUCGAUUAUUAUUUGCGCGGUUUUAUCGCUCCGUCAUUUUGUAUUUGUGCGAUUUUUGUCCCGGUACACCCCGUCCGUGUAGAUAUGAACGUUAAACAGUCUUUUAGAAAGAAAUAGGUUUUUUUUUUUUUAAACGAAUGUACUCACAGCUCGCAUAAACAUAUUGCAAAACACUAUUAUAAUUAAUAAGAUAUAUUAUGACUGACUAUAUGUUCUUGUAUAUUUUAUAACCGAGUCCCGCGACAAGAUAAUACGAAAAGGGAAAACUGCGCGUUCGAUUGACCUGCGAAAAAUAAUUUUUUUUCCACGCUACGAUUGCAGAAACGAUAACAGCGAUAAUAAUUUCAAUUAUUUUCCCUACUAUCGCUCGUUUUUUUUUUUUUUUAAUUUUAUCGCAAAAUUCACGGCAUAAACAAAUAUUUUUUCGCGGGUUAAUCAAUGGUAUUUUCCCGCUCGGUAUAUUGGAUUAUACGGCUGCCAGGAUUCCCGUUUAAUCUUAUACGUAUAUUACGGUUUUUUGUGUAGGUUUAUUUUACGCGAUUGUUAAAAUUUCCGGUUGAAUACCUAGUCAACAUUAGUCAUACUCAUGGAACAAUUUGGUCGCUGUACAUAUAAAGUCACGCGGCCGAAUGCGGUUUGUUGUUGACGCGAUACGAUGUUCGUGUGUUUGUUAUUUUGUAUCUGCUAUCGAUAUUUUUGCUUUACGAAUUUCAAGUACGCCUGAUCCGUCUCCGCCUCCUUCGCCUUCAUCGCAACUCUUUGAGAUCGGUCGCCUUUGUUUUAAACUUUCGCUAGACCCGAUUUCUCACAUCGUCCUCAUACCAUUCUCAAUCGCAUCCAACCAAAUUUUUUCCGGUCUUCCUCUUUCCCUGUUCUUCUCUAUGUUUAUUUUCAUAAGGUAACACUCAGUCUAUUUUCUUCAAUCAUUUUGUACACUGUCGAAGCUACGUCUAUGUUCACAUGUACAUAUUAAAUAUUAUAAUGUUUACAUCUAAGGUGCACAUGAAUACCAGCUAAGGGUCUAGAUCCCUUGAACCCUUGAACUAAAAAUAAAGAAAAUUUAACAAGCAUAACAAAUUGUACGAUUUAUGUUAUAGAUCAUUAAAAAAAGUUCUGCUUGAGUAGAUCACUGUUGUACGUGGGAAGUAAGGCGAGUAGAAUUAUUUAUUAGGGUAAUUUUAGUUUAUUAGGUACUGUAUAUGCAACGAUAGAUCAUUCUUAACGAUUCUGAACGGGAUUCGGUAUAACAUUAUUUGUUAUAUUUAAAUUGAAAAUUGUAUUGAUUUGUAAUUACAAUAAUUGUUUUUAACGAAUUUAAUGAUAAACUCGAGGCUAAAUUUGAAUUUGAAAUGCUCGUGAAAAAAUUAAAGACUUUAUAGGUUCACUUUUUUUUUCAAUCACAACGUACAAGUUGUGACUUAUUCGAUUUCAAUAUAAAUUUCACCGUGUUUUUUUGUUUUAGCUUUGUACACCCUAACAGAAACCUUUUUUUUUUGUAUAUCCACGGUUUAAGUAUCAACGACCGUUCUUUUUGGGGUGUCUACUUUCAACCCCUCCUCAAACAUUUUUAUGCUCAAACGUCACGUAGCGAAACGUACCUUCGUAAAAAUGUCAUUAAACUCUGGCGACCAUUAUCAUUAGUUUAGAUAGGUUAAAAAAAACAAAUUAUUAUUAUUUUAACGGCGAUAAGUCGACUGGGGGAAUAACAGCCUAUUCGUAUAUAGUGACGCAUAUAGUGACGUAUAUAGUGACGCAGAGGCUGUUCACGGAUAUUUGUUUUUGUUUUUGUAUUUUGUUUUUUUUUUUGAUUUUGUUAACGAACUAUUUAAUAACAACGAUGAUGAUUUAUUUGUUUCGUUAUUUUCAUAACAUUGAGUGUAUAUUUGGAACUUAAGAUGUCGCUCCGGCGGCACAGCAUUAAUUGUUGUUCGCGUGACACAUUUUUCGUAAAUAAAUUAUAGUGAUACUCCUUAUUACGUAAAUUACAAUAAUAUUGUUAAAUAUGUCGCGUGUAUGUGGGUAUUUUAACGUUUUUUUUUUUUCAAUUAUGAUUUGGCUUUGGUCACAAACACAUUGUAUACGUGCGUCAAUUACACUGCAACUGAAAACAAGCCAAAAACGAACGUUGCGCUUGCGCCACGACUAAAUUAUAGUACCUAUAUGCAUUAUAUUAUUAUUGUCCGGGUACCGGGUUCUCGUACGAAUAUCUGAAAAAAAACUUUAUAAUUCCGGUUUUCUGUAUGCGUACAUAAUGAAAAUUCGAAUUUCGCGAUUAACGAUUUCGGUCGAUUUUGUCCGCAGAACACGUGAUUCCCGUUCGGGAAAUUAGUUAUUAUACAGAUCUAGUAUAGUAUUUUUUGUUUUUUACUAUUUUUAGUCUUUAUACAAUGACUGUUGUAUACACAACAAUAUCUCGGCGGAGAAUUUUGCUCGAAAGUAAAAUAUGACGCGAGUACCGAUUAUUUUAUAUGAGUAUACGCGAUUGAUAACAGUUUUAUUUUAUAACAAUAAUAGUUUUAGCGUUUUGCAGGCCGACAGGUUAUCUGAAGUGAAUUACGAUUCAAUGCAUCAUGUUUUUUUCGCUGCUAUAUUUUAAAAAUAUUCGGCGUUUUUUCAAACUCGUAUUUUUUUUUCGUAAUAACGAUUAGAUAACAACAACAAUAAUAAGUAUAUGGUAAGUAUGCCGGCGUAAUUUUUUCGCCAUAACGAAAGUAUUACAAGUAUUUAUCGAGAUAUUUUCAUAAUAAUGUGUUUACAAGCGAUCGACAUAAUAUAACGUUUAAGACAUUAUUAUUGCUGUUAUCUUGGAAAUAUUAUUAAAUUUGUUCGGAAUUGUUUUUUUUUUUUUUUUUAGAACAUUUUAGAAACAAAAACAACUUUAAAACGAUACGCAUUACCGUUGUUUUACGCGAUCCUUAUUUUCCCGGGGGUUAAAUUGCUAACUUGUUUGUUAAAAAGGCGAACUAAUCGACUAAUUCGAACUAACUAAAUCGAAAAUGGUCAUCUUAUUACGAACCAGUAAAUUUCUCGGAUAAUUUUAAGUGUAUUUGAUUCCUUUUUUUUUUUCAAUCAUUAUGGAAUUGUUUAAGUUUUAUUGUAAAACCAUUUUUAAUUUGUAACCCCGCUUUUUGAACGCAGAUUUGAAUAGAGGAUAUUGUUCUAAACAUGUUGACAUGUAUAACACUAAUAUAUAGGAUUUACCAUUGAUAACGGUUACAACAGUGCAAAAUUUAGACCGAAGGAGUAUGGUUGUGAAUUUAUCGUCUACAAAUGGUUUUGCAAUUUAUUAUAUCUUUGCAUACUCCUCCGGUCUAAAUUUUAACUUUAGUUUGUAAAUGGUAAAUAGUUAUACAUAUUAACAUUUGUAUAUCCUCUAUUCGAAUCUGUGUUAAAAAAAAAAUUGGUGUUUCUAUAGAAAAAUCAAAAGUGAAUACUUUUGAAAAUAGUUUUAAAAUACAGUUUAAACGAUUCCAGAACGAUGGAGAAAAAACAAAUAAAAAUCAAAUUCACUUAAUAAAACCUUCCGAGAAAAUGUCUGAUUUAUGGUGAAUAGUGAUCACUCUGUAUUACAAUAAAUACUAUAAAUAAAAAUUUGUUUAAUUUAAAUCAAUUUCGGCGGCAGCAACCUGCGUAUAGUCAAUAGAUAUUCCGCUUUUAAAACGUCCGUUUUAUGAAUAUGGGGAGAGGAACCGAUAAAAAAUUAAUACUUUCCAAGGUAAUGUAGUACGUGUCUUACGUUGUGUUGAUCACUCUGUAAAUAGGCAAUUCAAUUAGUCAACAUAAAAUUCAUUUAUCGCGAUCGAGUUUACACUGCUUAUGUAUAUUUAUUUAAAAACAAAUACAAAUUUUAUACGCGUACUACAUAAAUAUUGUUGAAUGUUAUUUUUUUCCUAUUUAGUUAUACGAUUAUUUUAACGUUGGUAUUAUUUAAAACCACAUUAAAACGUAAUAUAAUUUUUGGUUUGGUUUAACUAUGAUGUUUUUUCCUUGUAUAGGGAAUAAAAUUAGCAAUUAUUUGUACGCACAAUUUUUGUUGAUUUCUGGGUCACCUUGAUAAAAAUGAAAAAUACUACGACCGAUAAAGUAGUGUUCAGAAUCGAUAGUUCAUCGUAGCGCACUGAUAUACAUUAAAUGACUUUAUAGAAGAACUAAACUUAUAUCUAAUUUAUAAUCUAUAUAGAUUACAUUAUUAUCCUCCCUUCCAACUUCCCUUCUGAAGACACACCCAUCAUCAGUAUCAGCCUUUUUUUUUUUUGCGUAACGGUAUGUAGUGUGGCCAAUUACGAUAAUAAUUUAUUGUUGUACAAUACGAAACUCCGGUCAGUUCAGGAGAGAGAAAGGCGGAAAGGUGCGUUUUUAAUACGAUUUUUCAAAAAAUCUCAUACGAAUACGUUUUCCAAAGUUGCGUCAGAAUAACAUAAAUAAUAAGUCUAUCGAUUUCGUAGUCGUUUUACACGACAACAAAUUUCCGAACUAUCAAUAAAUAACCGUAUUUGCGAAGGCGCGUUGUACUAAUGCUGUAUAGACGCGCACAAUCGGAAACGAGAGUCAAAAAUCUGUCAAGGACUUAUUGAAAUUUAGGUUUUUUUUUUGUUGUUUUAUAAAUCGUCGCUAUUUGUGCGUAUGCAAAUCAAAGUCUAGCGUUUUGGUUUUUUCGUCGUCGUCGUUUAUCUAUACAGGUACUUAUGAUAUUAAAGUCGAAAGGAGUGAUAGAAAAAAAUAACCUAAACAGUCGCCAAACAACGGGAAGAGCACUGGGAAAUGUUCUCGUCGCAGUCUCCUCGAGAAAAUUGUUUAAUAAUAUCCCGUCUCGGUGUAACCACAGCAAUUGUCGAACGUUUAUUUUUAUGUUUUUUUUUUUUUUAUCAGAGAUCUCGUAUAAAACACACAUUUUGUUAUUGUUUUACGUAAUCGAAUUUUAUUAUCCAAUACGCGGUGUAAGCACACUUAUCACGGUCUCGUUUGUUUUCGUCGAUAUAAAAAAAAAAAUCGUAUUCUCGGCCAGUUUGUGCGUCGGAAAGAAAAAAAUAAUAAUCGCGUAACGCAAAAUAAUAAUACCACCGUUGAAUUAUUUAUUUGUUUAUAGGUAGGUAGGUAGGUAGGUAGGUAGGUAUGUAUGUAUCUGGUAUACAUUGUAAUAAUACACGAUUUCCUGUUUUGUUUUUUUUUUCUUGAUUCCCGUUCCCCGCUGUUUAAUAUUAACGUAUUAUAAUAUGUGUGUGCGUUUUUUCUUUUUCGUUUUCCGACCCACGACCGCGCGGUACAGUAUUCACCACUGCGUUGUUAUCACGCCGCGCCGUACCCUCCUAUUAUACGUAAAAAUUAUUUCCGAGUGAUAAAGCGAUUUCAUAAGCCGCCGUCGCCGUCCAAGGGGAAAUUUCACUUUGUAUAUAAUAAUAUGACCGGCUGUGCGGCGCUGUGUUCGCGUGUAAUAAAUGAUAGUGCACUCGAUAGUAUACAGUAGUUUUAUGUAUACAGCAGUCUCUCGGUUAGAUACGCUAUGUUGCCGUUUUUUUACGAUUUUUAUUAGUUUUUUUGUAUUUUUUUUUUUGUAUAUGAUUUUCCGGAAAAUUUCGAAUUAUAAUAUUCGCGCUCGUACCAAGAAAGCAGCUCGUGUCCCGUGGCCGCAGACAGCUGUACCGCCGCCGCUGCCUGCGGCAGAUAGCCUUAACCUACAUUCCGCGAGUUGGUGCGAUAUUAUUACAAUAAUUACGUUGUUUUUCCCGUAUUAUUGUUAUUUCGAUGCCCGUCCAAUGUGUGUGUGUGUGUGUGUGUUUUAUCGAAGGGUGUACAUUAUACGUCAAAAGCCUAUGUAUGGGUAAUACACGUAUAAUAAUGUAUAGUAUCAAUCGCGUCAGUGCCCGGCGAAAAUCGGCUGAAAAAAUUGACCCGAUAAGUUAAAAAGGAAAAAAAAUAAAUAUAAAAAUGGUCAUCGCGAUAACGUCUUUACACUAUAAACAAGCUAAAACCCGUCGGUCGGCGUUGGCUCACGUACAUUUGUCGGAAACACAUUCGAUUGCUUCAAAACUUUCAUGAGAUCGUGUUAGUUAACACACAGGUGGGCGAGUACUCUUGCAGGCGGGUAGUUGACCGGAUAUAGCUGUAUAGGAUAUACGGGACAGUGUAGUUUAUACAAUUAUACUGUGUACAACGAUAGUAAAUCGUCGCGAACGAAAUAGCGAUUCUGAGCGUGGUUUUUCACUUGUUGCCAAUGUAUGUAAUAUACAGGCUAUCUCAUGAAGAUAUACCCCUUGAAUAUCGCGUAACGCGGUUAGGUUAUUCCCUAGAUAACAUCGGUUUUCACACGGAUUAGAAGAAUUUAAAAUGUCUAGAAACUAUUCAUCGGAUAUAAAUGUGUGAUACAUUAGAAUUUUCUUAAAAAUAAACUUUACAGACGGAAUGGCGAUCUUAAAAUUUUCCGAAAAUAAUAAAAUAAAAAGUUAAUUUUUUAAAUUCUUUUACUAAAAAAAAAAAAUAUUUGUUUUCCUUAUUUCUGUGAGUAAUAUGAAAAAUCAGAAUUUGAUUAUUUUUAUUAUCUCCGGAGAUAUUUAAGGAGUAUAUAUCUUCGUGGGACAGCCUGUAUAUAUUAUAACCGUGCAGAAAUCAGAAAAAAAAGUAGGACCUAAGGAGUGAACUACUAAAAACGUCGAUACAUUUAUCAAAUAAAAUGUCGCCAAACAGAGAAAUUUAGCAUCUUUUAUUGUAUAACUUAAACAAUCACAGCGUUUCUACUAGGUAACAUUAAACCGUUUUCCGAAAAGAAAAAACAUCUUUUCUGAACUAACGAUUAUUCUUCUUCUUUUAUGAUAAUGAUUCUUAUGCUCAGAAUCGAAUAACGCAAUGGAUAUUGACCAUCCGCACUAAAGUUCACGCGGGGGAGUGUAGAUAAAGUUAACGGCACUCCAUCACGUAAUAGUUAUAGACUUUUUUUUUUUAUAUACAUACUAGAAAGUGAGAAACUACGGCUUUCCGAAUUUCUCACAAAAGUUUAUGUGCGGUUUGUGCAAGAGAGUGCAAUAAUAAUGGAUCCGUGUCAAUUGAUAGUAAUCAAUUGGUAGUGAGACCAUUAAGUACCUAUAUGUAUAUAAUAAUUGAUUGCGCGACACUUUAAUUGUAUACAAGUAUGUUAUUGAUGUAGGUCAAUCAACAAUUAAUUGAGAAAAAAAAGUACACUUAAGACAAAAAUUUUUGAUCGAUCUUUGCUCCACUUAAACUCUUAUUUAACCACAUUUAACCAUAUUUAAACUAAUUAUACUACAGACAAUUUAAUUAUUGUCGUGUAAGCCUAUUAUAUAUAUAUAUAUAUACAGAUAAUUAAACUAGAAAUAAAUAUGUUUAACGAUAACAGACAAGAUAAUUUCGUGAGUUUUAAUAAAGAAUUUUUUUCAGUAGUAUUGCAUAAUUUGCCAAACUUAUGCCGCAAUCAAUAAUUUACUCUGUAUACGUUAUAGCUUACAGAUUAUAAAUUCUGCGCGAAUAGAGGAAUUUAUUGAUUUUGCUUUGAUGUGUUUUAUUUAUUUUUCUUGUGUCUGUAAACAACGUUUCUAUCAGAAAUCUUGUUCUAAACAAACAUUUUUUAGGUAUUUUUUUGUAACAUUUUUGAUCGAUUUGAUACAUUAGAAAGACAUAUUUUUGUUGAUUUUGGGUUAUCUUGGAAAAAAGAGUUGAUACUGUGAAUGGGUGUGCCAUUGUUGUAAAUUUAAUUUAUAUCUGUAACCAAAGAUAAACCAUUGCUAACGUAAAACAAUUCUGAGCGGAGUUCGGUUGAUAAGUAAUGCUUUGUCAACAAUAUAUAUGUCAUAUUAUGGUGAAAUAAUUACCUAUGUAUUAAUAAACUUUAAUAAUACUUGUAUAAUAUAAAUGUACAUAUUUUUCCGUUUUUUCCAUUUAUUGGGAAAAUCAAAAAACGAUCUCCUUAACGUAUCUCCCCAGUCAGAUUUAAUUUUAGAAAAAGUGCUAUUAUUAUAAAUCCGUGCAAAAUUUCUGUUAGAAAAGUUGUUAAAAAAAACAUCAUUGUAAAACCAAUACAUUUCUCGCUCCGCUCAGAAUCUAAAAACAAAAUCGUAAUACUGAAACCAUAAAUGCUGUAAAAUUGUUCGUUUUUCUUAAGUUUUUUUGGUUUAACCGGUAAAACAAAAUAAUAUUUUCGUUUAAGAUAAUGAUAUUUUGCAAUCGACAUCCUCUCCACGACCCUUGUGUAUUUAUUUGUCACCAUAUGCACACUCGUGUCUUUCAUGCGCAAGCGCAUUGCCUUGGCCUUAAUCAUCAUUUCCCCUAUUAUAGUAGCACUCGUCGCCAUGACGAUAUUUUACUAUACUUGUGACUUGUCGUAUAUAUUUUGUAAUACUGUCGUGCGGUUCGCAGCUCCUAUCCCCAAUAUGUAGUAACAUCCUCGCCGAAAUUGAUUUCAUUUUUCUCCACUAUAACGCUGUCCGGUCGGCAGCUCUUUACAUCAAAUCGCAAUUUAACACGACGUUUAUUUCUGUUUUUAUUUAGUUUUUAUCUUUCGUAUUUUUUGAUUUUAAGGGAACGGUUGAGCCGUAUUGUAUGCAUACGGUUCGAUUGCGAUGAGCUUUCUAAAUUGUAAAUAUAGCAAGUCUUCUGCUCUCUCUCCCUCUCUCUCGGAUACUGAUAUUAAAUUACAUCUUAAAUCUCAAUCUCUUUGCCUGUUAUUAAUCUCUUUAUUUCAUCAUUAAUAACGCUAGCGUUUAUAUAAAUAGCAUGUAUUAAUUAACUUUUAUUUCGAGUAUUCUUUCAUUUCGAGAAAAAGUAUAUGAGCCUUAUUAGUAUUUUUAUUUUUACUUAUUUUGUGGAAAACAACAAAUAAAUUUAAACUCUCUUUUAGAUUCUAGCGUAACGAGCGGAACGUAUUGGUUGUACAACGAGCUAACAGAAAUCUUGAUCCAAUUAAAAACGUCAGGAGAUUUUUUUGUAAAUCGGUUAAAUAUAAUCAUAUAGAGAACUAAAAUUUUCACAGAAUAAUAAUAUUAGCCUUUUCCAACGUGGUGAAAUUGUCAUAUCAUUUUAGCGAUUUUAGAGUAUAUAUAUUUGACAUUUCCUAGUUUUUCUUUUUGAUUUUAUGUGUGGAUACAAUUGUUAAGAACAGAAAUAUUUUAUCAUUUUACAAUAGGCUCAUUUUAAGUUUUAUUUAGUGGUAAAAAAAUAGUUGAGCGUAAUUUUAUUUCGGUUUUUUUUAACAGCCUUUUAAGUUUGAAUUUUGAUGAAAAUUGUAAAAAUCAUGACUUUUAAAAACAUGCGAAUGCCCCCUUCGCCCCCCCCCACAGGUACACCUCACACCCUCUGGCUUCCGAAAGUUUAUAAUACUCUCGCUUAUUUUACUAUAACUGACAAAUAAUACGAUGUGCAAUUUUCGGUAAACUAUAUAAUAUUAUUUGUUUGUUUUCGGUCGUAAAUCAAUUCUCACCAUUAAUAGACGAAACCCGAUAUAAUAUGAACUACAAGGUUAUAUACCUAUUAUACUAUAAGGUGUCUGAUAGUUUUUUUUUCUGUCCUCAAUAUUAUGUAUUCGGUCGGUUUAAUUGUUUUCGAAUUUUCGUUCUUUUAUAUUAUAUAGGUAGUAUAUCAUAAUAGUAUAGAAGUCUUGUUAACGGUCGUCUCGUGAUUGGUCCCUGGAUAUUUAUUGCGGGAGCCACUGGCCAUGAGAAAUACACAUAUAUAUAUAUAUAUAUUAUAAUAAUUAUAUUGUGUCAUAUAUAAUUAUUUUAUCAUUCUCAACUAUUCAUUACCAUUAACCGUAAUUACAAUAAAUUUGUUGGAAACUAUUAAAAAAAAAACCGCCACAAUGUGUCCACUUUUUCUUUUUUGGUCCAAGGUGAAGAAAAAAAAAUCCGAUACUCAUUUAUUCGUAUCGUUUGUUUAUACUCAGGGCCGGAAAAAAGCAACGCGGAAUCGGGUAAAUUUACCGCAAAUAAAAACAACAAACGGCGGGAAAUGGAGCUUGAGGGGGAAAUUGAAUACAUGAACAAUCGAUUGAUUAUAUUAGGUCAUCGUGAUCCACGGAUGAAAUGUUUUUAUUUAAUCGUGAUUUUUAAAGAAAUACAAUUACCUCAUUCUCAUAAUAACUCACAAAUCCAUCGAUAGUAACCGGCGACUAUUUCCCCUUGAAAACGGUUAUAAAAUAAUGAAAUUCGUUUCGUUUUACCAGUCAUAACAUUCUGUGAUCAUCUCGGAUAACCGACUACGAGCGCGGUGACUUUUCGUUAUCCCUUCCAGAAUUAUUACUUCCCCUUAUUGGAACCUUAUUAAACCGAUUUGGUAACCAACACACAUUAUCUCUUUCUACAAUCAUGAUGUUAUCAAAUAAUCAAUUCAAUUUAAUCUUGGAUAUUUCGUUUAAAUGUUUUAAACGUUAAAAUAUUAUUAUUCGUUUAAUUUAAGUUUUGUUCUAUAUAAUACGAUCAUGAAUCAAGUAUACAUGUAAUCAAACCUUUUUGAUCGAUAAGCCGUUAGCUAUAGUGAACAGUUUAAAAUGAACAUCUCUGUUGCCACCGGUUACUAUGGGUUUGUAUCCAUUUGUACCAAAACGGUUCACUAUCAAUGUGUGUGUGACCGGUAACUUGUAACGAAUUUGUAGAAUAUAUUAUUUUAUUGAAAAAAACCUGGUAAUCGAAUCGAAUUCAAACGAUAUUUUUGUUGACCAAUAUUCCGAAGCGGAAUUAUAUUGAUUUUUCGACAGUCGGUCGUGCGGUCGUGAGCCCGAACUCGAUCCAACCGGUCCGACCCGGACUUUUCUGCCGUUUUUCUGUAUCAUCGGUAUCGUGUUUCCGUAUAACAAACAAAUUUCGUCGGCCGCAAUAUUAUAAUGACCGGCACUCGUUUCGCUUUCCGUUUUGACACCGAGCAGAAAAUAAGACCAGGUACCUAACCUAUCGUUUUUGAAUCGCGGUCCGCGUGGGAUGAUGUUUACGUGUUGAUUAUUAUUAGUAUUAUUUACUUCCAAUGGUUAUUAGAGAGUGACGGUCGAUUAUUAUAGUCAUACCUUCUAUGUAUACGACGACGGCGACAUGCGGUGGCCAUGAAUAAAAAAUAAAAAAAAAAUCAAGUGCCAAGUGAAAGUAUUACGUAUAAUAUUAUAAUGUACGACGAUUCGGCCCGCGCGCUACACCGACCUCUCGCGAUAGUCGCAAACAAAUUGGUCAGUACUUUUUUUUUUUUUUAAUUUUCCACUUCGCCCCCGUCACGCAGAAUGUAUACUUUCUUUAAUAUUAUUACGGUUUAUAUGUACGUAUUUAUAAUACACGUAUAAAACGAGACGAGCGACCGUAUAUUAUGAUAAUAUAUUGCUGCGUAGAUUCAUACUCGGAGGCGGUGAAAACGAUUUUCGGACCUAGUCGACCGACGCGGUUAUAUAUAUUUUUAAAACAGAGUGUUUAUCGUGUUAUUUUAUCGUAUUAUAUUUUUCGUCAAAGUCCGUUUCCCCUCCGCGAUGUUUAUCCCCGAUAAUUAUCAUCGUAUUAUCGGCGGAAAAAAAUAAUCAUCAACAGUUUUUACGCGCCGAUUUCACUCGAUGUUCGCCAUAAUCAAUAAUGCCCUUUUUAAAAAAUCAGACAACAUUGCGAUUAUUGCGAUACGAGCACAAAAUUGCAAACAAAAGUUUCCGGAAGGAAAAUAGACAUUUUUCAUGUUUUUGCCCCGAAAAACAUUGGUUUAUCGUGAAAAUAAUAUCACAGAUAACGGAUAUAAAGUCACAGAACAAUAAGAAAAAUACCCGUUUUACUGAUUUUCGUUCAAGGUGUAUAACCCACAGAUUAUAAGUCUAUUCUCUUGUAAAGUUUUGGUACAGAAAAAAGCACACGACCGUUGAAAAGCGAGCUUUUAUAAAAAUGCGGAGGAAUAAUCGCAUCCGGAAUAAUUUUCAGUUAAAAAGAAAACGUUUCUGAACUGUCACUAAAUAGAUUCCAAUUUUAAGAAUGUACAAGUAAAAAAAAUAUCUGUGUACAGAACGCGUUGAAACAUAAUAUCACGGAAAUUUAAUACAAUAAAAAAAAAAAAAUCUGACUGUUAUUUUAUUGGUUUAUUCACCGCUCGGUAUCAAUUAUUAUUCAUUAAUAAUACUUCAAUUGAACAAUUUUCACUCACGCGUAGGUACAUCGGUCAAUAAAUGAAUGCAUAAUAUUAAUAGAUUUAUAUGUAUAUAUAUAGACGAGUAUAUAUGAGUUCUUUGACUUCAGCUCGGAAAUUAUAAAUUAGACAAACAUUCGAAUCUGUCAAUUAUAAUUUGUGUAUGUAAUAAUAGUUUUACGCUAGUGAAAGAUUGAAAUAUCUCGGGGCCAAUAUAAAUCAAUACAAUAACCCCCGCACAAUGAAAUUGAGUUGAUGCUAUCUACUGCAAACAAAAGUUUUUUAGGUGUAGACAAAUCGUUUGAGUCAAAAUUGAUCUCAAGACGAUCAAAAGAAGGCCCGUGCUCGAAUUUCCUAUGUCCUGUUUUGAUAUACUUACAUAUGUGAAUGUUUGUAUACGGGUGUGUCAUCUACUAAAGAAAAACAAAUGUUUUGUUUUUAAAAACACAAUACUUGACGGAUAUAUUGACGGAUCAACAUUAGAAACUAGAGAGUAUAAUAGAAGGAGAACAAAUAGCUAGAAAGUCCAACCAUAAUUUGCCAAGACCCCUGUAUAAGAAAACUGACCAAACGGCCUUUUGAAGAAAACCUUGGUCGGGAAAUAAAAUUAGAAAAUAUUAAGGGGAUCGUCAAAAACAACGUUGGGUAGACAGAGUAAAUGACAAUUUAAUCAAAUGUAUUCAGGAAGUGGCAAUAGAAGAUAGCGUAAACAGAGUUAGAUAUGAUUAAGAAGAAUCCGUUUUCAAGCACUAUUGUCGUUUUUUGAUUUUACUUAUUGUAGUUUUCUUACGAGAAAGUUAAAAGGCAAUUUUAUAUUUUGUUUUUUUGCUUUAAUUUGGGUGAGGAUAAUCAUAGAGACAUUUUGCCAAUGGUCUUUGGGAAUUUGACAUUUUCACGUUUACUUUUUUCUUUUAUAUAAAACGGUUUUGGCCUAACAGAAACACUUGGAUUUUUUACACUCAGUUGAUCACACGUUGUACUUGUUAGUGAGCACAAAAAAGAAAAAAAAAAAGUUGAACGUAAUAAUGUAGUUUUAUACGGCUUUAAAGUUCGAAUGGAAAUCGUUAAAAUCACGGUGUUUCGCGUACUAAUUUUCUAAUAAUGCGAAUAUAAUUUUUUCGGCCAGGCCAAAAUGUUUGAAAAUUUAACGCGAGGUUUGUCUUACGGAUUUUUGUUUUGUUUUUUUUUUUUUUUUCGAAACCGCGAUGAAACUAUAUUAUACUUAAACUUACAAUAAUAAUAAUAAUGAUAAUACGUUUAAAUAGGACGAUUGUACGUGUAGUGCGUCGUCAUCGUUACAAUAUUGUAAAGCAGUUUACAUUGUCGUACGUCGAGACAAAGAAAAUAAUUAUUAUUUUUUCUUUGACACGCGGACGUACUUACGCGAUAUUAACCCGCCGUAAUAUUUUUCGAAAUUUAAUAUUAAUUCAAUUAUAUUAUUCCCGUUUCCUACCCAUACAUACGGUACCUCCGCGGAGAAAACGUUACGUAAACGUUAUUUUUUUAUUACGUAACGUCCCGACAAGUUCCGUUUGCGAUUAAACGCCGCAGUCACCGCGAUAAAUCGUUUAUUAGAUAAUGUUCUACACGUUCUCACCUCGCGUACAUGUAUCGCAUUAAUUUUGUUGUUUUCUAAUAAUAUUUGAAUAUACUUAUGACAUUUUCGUUUCGUUUCCAGAAAGGAGACCGUUCGCUGUUGGCCCAGUUUUUCUACGCCGACGACGAACUGAACGCCGUCGCCGCGGAACUGGACAGUUUCGACGGUAAAAAAGACCCGCAGCGAUGCACCGCCCUUGUGAAUCACCUGAGACAAUGCCAAGACAAAGUGCGUAUAAUACGAACGUGAAUUAAUUAUUCUUUGAUUCGAAAACGGUUACACGAAUUAUUUACAGCCCAGAUGGAAUUGGAUCAAAAUGGAUUUUUUUUUUUAAUGAACGAAAUUAUAAAAAUUAAGAGCCAGUUUUGAACAUUUGAAUACUCCGUGCAAUUUUCAUUUUCCGAAUUAAAACACCCUAUUUUUAACAUUGCAUUCGAAUACUUCUAUUUUAAAAAAAUAUGUUUGACCAAUACCAUUUUUUUCUACUCAACAAUUUUCGAACAUAGUUUAUUACAAAAAAAAAUGCGAGGUUUUCGAUUUUUUUAAAAAUUUAAAACACACUUCUUUAAAAACGAAAAUUCUGACUACUUAUAUUGUUGUACGGGGAAAAAAUUCUACUAACAGUAGAAAUAUUUCGGGUAAUUUUUGAGACAUAAAAAUAUUAUAGUGAUCAACUUUGCUUGUAAAAUAAUAUACUGCUAUCUGAAGUCGAAGAAACGGAAAAAUGAGGAGGAUUGCGUAUAAACAAAGGUAGAUAUUAGAUGCUCACCAUUGAGGUUGAACUUUUGAAAACUGGCUCAAAACAUGUAUUUUAGUAACUAACCGAGCGUACUUAAAAAUGAGGUUACCAUAUGGAUGAAAUAUUUCGUGUUACUAUUUGGAUGAAACACAUUACAUAAUAUAUCUUCGGUCCCAGCGAAGAAGUGUUGAAGUCAAUUUUGUACAUAGUUUCUAUUACAAGCAAAUUUAAUUUUGAAAAUACACUUUUUCCUACCCACUAAUGCUAAUAGUACACUUCAUUUAUUUUGUAAAUUUACUUAUGCCAUUAAUAUGCCAAAAAUAAAGGGAACAAAAACUACUGUUACUACUACUAACUACUACUGUAGGUGUGAAGUUCGGAAGGUAAAGGAAAUUUAAUGUAUAUCUGUAUGCAGCGUUUAAUCAUUGCUAACGAAAAACGAUUCUAAACGAAGUUCGGUUUUAUAUGUUUGAAAAAUAAUCUUCCUAAAAUAUCACCCCAGUAAAAUUUCCUUUCAGAAAAAGUGCUACACUUGAAAAUCUGAACAAGAUUUCUGGUAAAAAAAUUGUUUACAGAAAAACAAAACAUUGUAAAAUCAAUACAUUUCUUGCUUCGCUCAGAAUUUAUGAUCGGCUUAAGCACUUUUUUUUUUUUUCCUUGGACCAAAGAUACACACAUUGCGAUAGUUAAAUCGUUAUUUAUUGUGCUUGUUUUUUUUUUUUUACAAAUAGGUCUUAACGAUUUGCAUUAAAAUUAUGGACGAAUUGAUACCCGGCGAACGGGCCAGUCGUGAUUUUCGUGUGAAAUUUCCCGACGACGUGAUUCAGGACAAUUUGGCGGGACAGCUGUGGUUUGGCGCCGAGGUGAUUAUAUUAUUAUUUAUUAUUAUGAAUAUAUAUUUUUGUUGUUGUUGUUAUUAUUUUAUUACCGCGGUGGCGUUUAUUGUACACGAGCGGACAAGAAAAAUAAAUAAAUAAAUAAAAAAAAAAAAAACGAAAUAAUAAAUUUUCAUAAGCGCAAUCGCCAGCGUACAAACAUAAUAAAUACGUUUAUUGUUGCUCAGACGAUAAUAAUAUUUUAGAUGUAUAUAUAGAACGUGACCUUAAACCGAAUGCGGACAAUAAUUUGUCUGAUUGCUGUGUUGCUGAGUUGCUGUGCUCUAGUGCUCUACAUUUGAGUCCGGCCAACGACAUUGUUUUUCUUUUUUCUUUUUUAUGUAUGCUGGGCUGUAACUUCGGCACUUUUUAUGACUUUUUCUAGAUUCGUAUACUAUUUCUCCAAAACUGUCACUUUUAUAACUUUUAACCGUUUAUCAGGUUUAUAUAUGUCGACAAAGAAUUAAAUUUUGUCCUGCUUUCUAGAUGAAUAUUUACUAGUUGUACGCCCCCAUCAUACAUGAUGGGUUGUAGUAGAUUUUCGGUUGCCAUUGUUGUGUGCGCCCUGUAUAAUCCUGUAUAUUAAAUAACGUGUGUGUGUAAGCGUCUGCCUUGCGUCACUGUGGGAAUGGUGUCACGCUGGGCCAUUGGGAUUCACCCGAACCUGAUGUCACACUUACAAUACAAACAACAUGUAAGGGAGAUUCAAUUGAACUUAUCUACCUAACCUAACCUCUCUACUUACCUAUCUAUUAAAUGCAAAGGGAAACGUUUAUGCACUAAACGUUUUUCUGAACAGGACAGAACGCAGAUAACGUAGAAUUAUAUAUAAAUUAGUUGAGGAAUAGACACGUUGUGGCUGUAUUGAAACUUGUGUAUCCUGUAAGUUAAGAAAUUGUAAAAUUGGUUCAGUUUUUUGUAAUAAUUUACGAUCGUAUUGCUUUAUUUGGGAAUUUAAGUGUUAAAUGAUCGCAAGGAUUUCUCUUAUUUAACUCUGGGUUAUAUUGUAUGUAGUGCGCCUUGUAUAAUGUGUAUUCUGUAUAUUACUAUUAUUAAAGAAUACGUGUGGUGAUAUGCGUUAAUUUCGGUUCCGCGUUUCUGUGGGAAUGUAUGGGCCCAGUAUUUUACCCAGCGUUUCCCAUUGGGAGCGAACCAGCUCCUACAAUGACGACACGCAGUCACUCGAGUCUUGAUGAGUGCAUUUUCAGCCAAGUAACGGCCAAGUAUCAGAGCAAGUUUAUAAACUAACAGCAGAGCAUCUACUUUUGUAUAUAUUAGUCAGUUAGUCAGAUUAGUCAGUUAGUAAAUUUCUUCUAGAGUUACAUAAUAUAUAUAUUAUUAAGAUAUAUAUAUAUUUUUUUUUAAUAAUCAAAAACGGUUUAAGAUCCAUUUUGUUUUAGCUAUCAAUAUUCGUUAAUCUCUCAAUAAAAACUACUAUUAGUAAUAAAUUGACUUUGUUUCUAUGAAUUAUUUCUUGUUGCCAUAGUGAUAACUAAUUGCACACUUUAUUGCUGAGUGAAACAAAAGAUUCAGAAAAGCCUAGGGUGGCCCUUCAUCAUAUAGGUGAUUUUUUUUAUAACAUUUUUUUUCAGUCUUACCCCCUAAAUUGGUUCAAAUAUGUAUAUAAAUGAAGUAUACAAAAUUUCAUAUCGAUAGAUUAAGUUUAACCCGUGCCCCCCAGCCCUCAAAGUUCAAAUAUAUGGUUCUGUUCAAGUAACCACAGUUUUUUUUAAUUGAUUGACUGCUAUCUCGUUGUUAUCAUUUCUUACAAAAAUAAAUUUCUGACAUUAUUUAUAGUAAAUUAAAUUGUCUAUAACUUUUGUUCUAUAUAGUUUUUUGAUUAACGUAAUAUUUAUUAAUACUUUGAGAACUAUUAGAACUUUGAGGGCUGGGGGGUACGGGUUAAACUUAAUCUAUCGAUAUGAAAUUUUGUAUACUUCAUUUAUAUACAUAUUUGAACCAAUUUAGGGGGUAAGACUGAAAAAAAUCCAAUAUCAAAAAAUAAGCGCCACCCUAGAAAAGCCUGAUAACAAAUAUAGCCUACUCAUUAUGUUACCCAAACAAUUAAAAUGUGUGAUUGACACUUUUUAGUUUUUAUUUUAAAAACUUAAUCAUUUUAUUCAUUAUUUAAUUUUUUGAGUUGUAAGUUUGUGUGUAACGCGUGGAUAUUAUAUGUUUCGUUAGUGUCUGUCCGCGGGUUCAAGCAUAAUGAACAGGGAAGCCGAGAGCGGUGCCAUGAGACCGUUGGCCCGGGCGCUGACCAAGUCGCUGGAAAAAGUCCGCGGGCUCUUGCGGGACGCGAGCCUUUGCAGCGAUCAAACGCCGCCGUGUCUUCGCAACUUGAUCGCGUCGCUGUGCACGUUCGACCACUUGUUAGCCGAAUUCGAAUUGCGCUACGUGUCCGCCAUGGUGCCCGUCAAAACCGCUCACGAGUACGAACUCCAACAACUCGUGGUCGUUUUGUUCUCGGAAACACUCCAGAGGUGAGAUACAUAAUAUUAUAUUCGCGGUUAAAAUAUAAUAUCUUCUUUCUUUUUUCUUUUUUUUUACACUUGUACCUUUUUAUACCAUUCAGAGCGCUCGUCGAAGGUCUUCUGACCCAAGACAUGGUGGACGACUACGACCCGGCUCUCAUGUUUACCAUACCCCGUUUAGCCAUCGUGUCCGGUCUAUUAUUUUACCCAUACAUGUCGCCGCUAUCCCUCGACCAAAACGCAACCAACAUGUCCGACAUGUUCCGUCCGUUUCGAGUAAGUGUUUCUACUAAUGUCGGACCUACAGGUCAACAUGAUAAUAUUUUAUUAUAAAAAAUAACAAUUACUAUAUACAUUUUAUUUUGUUAUUGUAUCGGUCCAGUCGUUAUUGAUGAAGAUUCGAGAGUUAUUGUUAACUCUAUCCGACAAGGAACUUUCGACCCUAGAGAGGAUGCUGUGUUCGUCCGAUGAAGUCAAAUUCGAAGAUAAAUUGUCCGUAAAAAACCACUGCCACAAUCAAUUAUCGUGAGUUUAUAAUAUAUAAAAUAUAUAUGUAUUUAAAAAACAAAAAUUCAUACUGACUAAUAAUAAUGAAUGUAUAAUUUUUUUUCUUCUAGAUCUCAAGAAACCAGUGACGAGGAAUGUCUUUCCUCCAGCACUACGGAACUAGUGAUGGACAACAGUGUCACGACAACGAACACCAUCACCACCACCACCACCACCACCACAAUUGAGCGGUGCAGUACAAAGGGAUUUCCUGCUCAAGACUUGAUGAAUAAUAACAAAAAUCCGUCGUCGGUGAAACGGAAACCCUUUGGAUCGACGGCAAUCAUAUCGAACCGUAACGAUCUCCAGAAUAACGAACUGAAAAGUCCUGUAUCAUCGAGUACAAUGACAACGUCCAGCCGUCACAUCAUCAACGAUGACGACCGCCUGGAAUCGGGCUCGGUGCCGGACUCUGAUCUAACUGAAUCAUUGGCCACGGCCACAGAAGCAUUGACAGAAAUAUUGGUAAAAAAAACCACCGUUAUCGAACAGCAUCCCGAAAACUGUGUUGUCGUCGUCGUGGAUUCCAACGGAAACAAUAACAACGACAUGCCCUCGUCGCCGGUGAUCCCGAAACAACCGAACGUGUCCAGUAGUUCCACGCAAACCGAAUGUACCGCAUCGCACGUGUGCUGUUGUAGUAAUGAGUGGAAGUGUUGGAAGUCUACAGCCGCAGACAUAAAUGGUUCGUCUGGCACUGCCGCUGUCUCCUCCGUCCAAUGCCAGUGCCAGUCCACCGCCAGUCGGUGUUGUCAUCGUCACAGAAGGAAAAAGACCGUCGCGGCACGGGUGAGUUGUAGCAGCAGUAGUGAAAUGGCGAACAUGUCAGGUGACAAGAUCAACAACAGUUGCCAGUGUACCGUUGUUGUGCCCAAGUACUCGAAGAGUUGGCGAGAACUGCGCAACAAACAACGAUCCAAUGUGAUUUGUCGAUUUCAGACCUGCAACAAUAGGAGUUCUUCCAAAUCGUCCUCCGCGUUAGUAUCAGUACUUAUAUAUUUUUAGUGUCAUUUAUUUUUUUAUUUAUAAUUUUACCUUAUGAAUUUUUUCCCCUUUUACUUUGAUCUAAAUAUCAUAAUUGUGAAAAUGAAAAUAUUUUAAGUCAUUAAAGUCACCAAGGUGUACUUUUUGUUUGGUAAAGCAAACAUAAGCAAGUCAUAUUUAUUAUAUGGUAAUUUAGAUGAUUCAGAUUUAAAAUGUAGGUAUUUUGUAUUUAAUCGUAUUGAAAAAUAUUAAAAUGCAUCAAGUUUCAAGCUUUAAUAAUAUAAAUAUUAAUAUAGAGUUCUGUUUAUUAUUUUCUACAGGAUCAAAAAGCACGAAAUGUGUUCGAGUUGUUCGAGUUGUACCACUUCAUCAGCCGAUGAGAGCGAUGAGAGCGUGACUGACAGCACAUCGACCAACAGUUCCUGUAAUAAUAAUUAUUCGUUACGUCGACAGAAGGCUCGUGCCAAGUUUAGGUGAGCACUAAUAAUAUUAAAUACUAAGGUUAGAAUAUAUAUUGUCUAAAAACCUGUAAUAAAGUCUAAAAUUAGUUUUAAAAAUUAAUAUUAAAUAAUUUAUAUUUUUAUAAAAAAAUUAAAAAUUGAAUAUUUAUGAAAUAUCAUUUUCUUCGUCUCUUGGAACAAAACUAAAUCUAACAUUUAUUUUAAAUAUUUUUGUAUACAGUUUAAUUCAAUUUUUCAAUAACCUUAUUAAAUGAUUGAUAAUAAUAGAUAAUAAACAUUGAAAAAACAUUUCCAUUGACUAAAUAUGAGAAACUAAUACUAAGAACGAAUAAUGAAUUUAUAAAUUAGACAAUUUUACAAGUAAACUCAAUUAUAUGACCUAAAUAUUUCAAAAUGUUAAAAUAUGUAAUAAUUUUCAAAAUGCAUAUUGUUUUUCCCCCGGUCUAAAGAUCUGACGAAGAUCUCUUGCAUCGAUUAUUUGUAUGCAUAUCGGGAGUGGCCGAUCAGCUGCAGACUAAUUUUGCCGGAGACUUGCGCAACAUACUCAAGGCAGUGUUUCUCAUGUCCAAUUCCAACUGCAGCACUGAUAAUCAACAGAACACCGGUUAUUAUAAUAAUAAUUUUGAAAUAAUUAUUGUUAUUUUGAUUAUGUUAUUUUUCUAUUCGAAUUCCAGAUAUAAUACCAGGAAUAAACAACCAAACGGCAGUGAUGAUUGAAAAUGGUGAAGAGGCCCUUGUAUGGAGAGACGAUACUGUGAUCGGUGACGUUUCAUCUACAACUGCAGAAACACCACCCCCCUGGGUACCUGACCACGAGGCCCCUGUGUGCAUGUCGUGCAAAGCUAUUUUUACCGUGGUUCGAAGACGUCACCACUGUCGAAAUUGCGGCAAAGUGAGAUAAGUAAAAUUAAUAUUCUGUACUUGAGAUUAAAUUUUUCUUUUGUUACAGGUAUUCUGUUCCCGGUGUAGUUCUAAUUCGGUUCCUCUGCCAAGAUUCGGUCAUCUGAAACCCGUACGUGUAUGCAAUCGUUGUUUCAUUUACCAGGUGACUCCAUUCACGUUGGAACCUUCGAUUGGACCCGUUUCAAUCGCCCUACAGUCCUAGAUUAAUUAUAUUAUUAUCUGUAAAGUUGUUAUGCCUCCACCACCGCUACCGCCCAUUAUCCUCAUUUUCCUCUUGAACAUUCCCAAAGAAAUGAAAAAAAAACGUUUUUAUUUUUUUGUUAUUAUUACUCUUUCUUUUUUUUUUUUCGUGUUACCAUUUUAUCCUAAUUGACUUUGUUAGUUUCUUCUCUUUAAUCUUUUGCUUUAUUAUAUUAUAUAAAUAUUUUCAUUCUUGUAAAAUAUUCUGUUCCUAAAAAUUAUAAUAAUAAUAAUAAUAAUUAAUAAUAUUAAUUGGUUUUUCUUGAUAAAAAAAAAUCUUGUCACAAUCGCUAAACAAUUAAAAUGAAUGCAUUUGUUAUUAUUUAAACUAAAAUCAUUUAAUGCAUAAUAUUACCAUAUAAUAAAUAAUAAUAAUAUAAGAUUCACGUAUAAUAUUAAAAUGUUGUUAUUAGUGUAUUAUAAGUAUUACUAUAAUGUGUUGUCAGUUGAUAUUAAUUUUUAUUAUUAUUAUUAAUUUAAUUUUUUUCUUAACUAAGAGCUUUUUUUUAGCUGCUCAAUGUUUUCAACCAUUUUAUAUACUGUCUUGAAUUUUGUCGUCUUAAGUUUCUACUAAGUGGUCACAUAGUUUUUAAUAUCUUAUCAUUAUUAUUAUUAUUAGUUAAUGAUUUACUGUUACAAUUUUUUUUUAGCAUAACGGACACAAAAUGUUAUACUCUCUAUCGGUUAGACAAUGAUGUAUUAUUGAUCAAAAAUGGCUGUGGAUUUUAUUUCUUAAUAAUCGUUAUUUAAUACACUCAUAAUAAACCUUAAACGAUUUUAGUUUAUUUAAAUAGUCUAUUGAAUUUAUAAAUCAAGUUUUGAAUUUUGCGAAACAAAAUUUGAUACAGUACGACAUAAAUGAACCAUUGAAGACACUAAUUACUUCAAUUGCACAUUCUCUUCCCAGGACCUGUAAGGAUUCUUCUUACACAUGGUUGAUUUUAAUUGUAUUUUCUAAUAUAGUCUCCGCACUUAAUUUGUUUAAAUAUUCAACAUUGUUGUCGUUUGCUAUUACAGUUAAAGUUACGGCAUUUAAAUCGUCAAACUCCUGAAGAAUAUUAUUAUAAUACUUUUAAUUAAUUGUUUAGUGAUGAUUUAUGAUAGGUAUGAAAUAAAACAAUAGAAAUUAUUAAUAAAGAGGUGUUCUUACCAACAUAAACAUUCAUUUUCUAACACAAUUUCUAAGAUAACUAACCAAACGUGUUCAGUGAUCAUCUAUUAACAAAUUUUAUAUAUCAGACAAACUAAAGUGUUUAUGUACUUUUAAAUGGCCAUUAAUUAUUAAUUUGAUAUAACUAUGUAAGUAACAAAUUUAUUCAUUAACAACUAUUUUUAAUUUAGUACUAGCAAAUAAAGAUGAAAAGUGAUCACUAGUUAAACAUUAGACUAUGUGUUAGAGUGGGCAAUUAAAAAUAAUACUAUACCUAUGUGGAAAGGGUUAUAAAUAUAUCCAUAGGUAUAGGUAAUUUUUUGUACAAAGGUACCUAAUUAAUAACUUCCUAAAUGUAUGUUUAAGCAUUAAAAAGAAUGAAAAAAAAUUGUUUAAAAGUUAAAAUUAAACUUUUUAUAAUAUUUAUAUUAAAGGGGUUACAACUGAUUUUCCAAAUCUUUUUUUCAAAAACGCCACGACCAUUUUUACAUUAUUUAUGAUUGUAAAGUAGCCAAAAACAUGAUAAAAAUUUUGAUAUUUUACUAAUUUGAUUUAAAAAAUAAAAAUAUAUUUGAGUUCAUAAACAGGUUUACACUACCUCAUUCUGAGCACUUUCUCAAUUUUCAAUGGUAAAUAAUUACAUUAAAAUGUUAAUAAUAUGACAGAUAUGAUUUCAAAAAAAUUCAGAGUUAACCUAGGUUUAAACACAUACCUACACCUUUAAAGUUUUGAUAUGAAACCAUAAAAAGUAUCUUUAUUAUUAUUUUUUUUUUUGUGUUUAGAUCUAUAAUAUUAAUGUCUAACUUAUGCAAUACUCUUAAUACCAGCGGCCUGGCAUAGUAGUAUGGUACAGUCAAGAGAAGUUAGUUACAGUGACGCCUAUUCUUUGGAACCAAAUGGUUUUUUUUUUUAUGUAAUAUAUUUGCUUACAGUUAAUUUUAUCAUAAUAUCAUUGACC
Cinara cedri is the source of this 36637-nucleotide messenger RNA. Lineage: Eukaryota; Metazoa; Arthropoda; Insecta; Hemiptera; Aphididae. The record is from the annotation of a GenBank genome assembly.